Messenger RNA from Alligator sinensis (Chinese alligator), 4293 nucleotides. It is a transcript of the gene ARHGDIA, whose product is annotated as Rho GDP dissociation inhibitor alpha. Gene Ontology annotation, biological process: Rho protein signal transduction. The record is from RefSeq and is a predicted model, not a curated record. Gene Ontology annotation, molecular function: protein binding; Rho GDP-dissociation inhibitor activity. The coding region runs from base 2223 to 2840 and encodes 205 amino acids. The transcript has 5 exons. Lineage: Eukaryota; Metazoa; Chordata; Crocodylia; Alligatoridae. Gene Ontology annotation, cellular component: cytoplasm; cytosol; membrane.
GGAAACUACCCAAGCCUUUUGUACGGCUAGCAAGCCAAUAGCUAGCUGCCAUGUGUGCCUGUAUUAAGAUUGGCCAAUAAUGUGGCGGAAAUCUCAAUACAAGUAGCGGGAACUUCUUUGUGCUGUGCAUCACUAUAAUGCAAAAGAAAUGCACGAUGCAAAGAAGGCUACACAACUGGCAGGAAAAGCUCCUGCACGCGGGUUCUUAAUUGCAACAGAACGCUCCACCGUGCAAAAGAGCCGCAAUUUAGCGGGAACACAAUUUAGCGAUGCCGAAGCACACACAAACAAGAAAAUCACAACUUUGGGUUGUGACACUGUGCAGAGCAAUCACGAUGGCUCGGCCUGCCCGGCACCUUCGAGCACUGGCAGAGCCUAGAUGCGAGAUCUGGUGCUGGGGCCGGGAGCACAGCUGAGCCUGCAGGGGCACGGUGUGUUGGACAGCGAGGACCCGGGGAAGGGUCCUACAGAGAAGCAGCUCCGUGCAAGCCCCCAGUGUUGGGCCAGAAAGGGCUGAUGUGGCUGUAGGAAGGGGGAGAAAGGGUGACUGGUCCUUGUGCACAGUGGUGGGGAGAGACCUGGAGCAGCCACCCCCAGGCCUGGUGUCGGGGGUGUUGAGCAUGGGGAGAGGUGUGGAGUCUUGGCAAAGGCUUGACUGAGCCCAGUCAGUCCAGUUUAGCCGAGAGGCCGAGGCUGGUGACUAGCGUGUGAGUGCCUGGAGCUGGGAGCGGGAGCCAGACGGGCCAGCCAGGAACAAGGCACGAGCAGCUCUGGGGCCUGGGCGGAUCCUGUGGCCUGUGGAACCCAGGUGUGAGCUUGCAGGGGGGGCUUGAAGAGUGUCCCGCCAGUGCCAGGCAGGCCUCUGCACCCCAGCUGGGCUUGGCACCAGGCUCCCCUUGCUGCUGCGUGCCCCGGCUGUUUCCCUGCUUGCUCCCCCACCCUGGCUGCACCUUGGCAUUGGAGUGGGUUUAUGCCCACAUCCAUUGCACUGCCUGGCUGCGGGGGGAACGUGCCUGGCUGGCAUUCCCGUUGCAGUGCCGCGAUGCUCCUUGCUCUCCAGACAGGGGCCCCGAGUGCUGUGAGCAAGAUCCCAUCAUGUCUCGGACUCUGUUUACGCAGAGCUUUGGUAGGCGGCGCCGGGUGCGAGGCCGGAGCGCUGAGGGGAGCGGCUGGGUCUGAGCUGGGGAGUUGGACGCAGGAAGCUGAUGUCAGUAGCGGGGAGGCCUUUGGCAGUUCCAGGGCUUCGCAUUUUUCUGUAGCGCCAGGCUUGGCCCAAGCUGCCCUUGCUGUCUCUCCAGGGCCUCUGAAAGGUCAGGGGUGUGGGGAGGCAGCAGCUCAUGGCUGGGCGUAUAGCAGCAAACUGGUUUGACCAGAGUCGUGUGUGAAGCCUCCCAACGCCAGGGCUGCUAAUCUAGGAGCUGCAGCCAGUUGGUGGCCUGACUUGACCUUUGGAACAGGCCAGCGUGAGCUCAGAUGAGCCAUGUGCCGCGCUCUGCUGGGGGGACAGCCAGCGCCCAGCUCGGGACAGCCCGAUGGGGCAAAGGACCAGCGGUGGCUGAGGCUGCGAGCCCAGGGCCUGUGCUGCGCAGGCAGAGCCAACCCAAGCAGGGUGCGGGGCCUGAGGCAAAUCAGCCACGCGGGGCGCCGCCCCUGCUCCCAUCCCACGCGCCCCGCACCUGAAGAAGCUGCCAGCGGUGGCGGGGAGUAGUGAGUGGCUGCACACAAAGCCGGCGGUGGCGCGGAGUCACUGUGGCCGCUCUGCCCGGUUCUGCGGGGCUCCCCAAAGUGCAGGCCCCGGGUGGUUGCCCCUAUUCGCGUGCGUGCCCACCCCCAGGAUGGCCCUGUGUGCAGGCAUCUGUUCUAGGCAGUGACCUGGGGGCUCGGCUGAGCCAUUUUGGGGAGCGGUGGUGGUAGUGAUGGGGAGGGGUGUUCACCCUGCCUGGGUCCAGCCAGGCCAGUGUCCUGGUAACUGAGCCAGCAGAGCUCAGUCCUCUCUGCUGCCUGCAACUGGUUCCUGGUGCUGAAGGAGGGUCCCAUGCAGCUGCUGGGGGCCAGGGUGUUGUCCCAGGGAGCCUUCCCACAGCUCCCUCCACAGGCUGGGCACUGGAGGGGGAAAUGGGCUGUGCUGGGAAGAGCCCCCCAGCCUCCCAUGGCCCAGAGCAGCUGGGAGGUGGCACCACUGAGCUCCUGCCCUCCCCCAGGUGUAGCUCACGUGCGCAAAGAUGGCGGAGCAGGAGCCAACAGCGGAGCAGCUAGCCCAGAUCGCUGCGGAGAACGAGGAGGACGAGCACUCUGUUAACUACAAGCCACCUGCUCAGAAGAGCAUCCAGGAGAUCCAGGAGCUGGACAAGGAUGACGAGAGCCUGCGCAAGUACAAGGAGGCCCUGCUGGGCUCUGCCGUCACCAUCACUAUGGAUCCCACUGUCCCCAAUGUGGUGGUGACCAAACUGACACUGGUCUGUGCCAGUGCCCCUGGCCCUCUUGAGCUGGACCUGACAGCUGACCUGGAGAGCUACAAGAAGCAGUCAUUUGUGCUGAAGGAGGGUGUGGAGUACCGGAUAAAAAUCUCCUUCCGGGUGAACAAGGAGAUUGUGUCGGGGCUGAAGUACAUCCAGCACACGUUCAGGAAAGGGGUGAAAAUUGACAAGACUGAGUACAUGGUGGGCAGCUACGGUCCCCGUGGGGAGGAGUACGAGUUCCUCACCCCCAUGGAGGAGGCGCCCAAGGGCAUGCUGGCCCGGGGCAACUACAACAUCAAGUCCAAGUUCACAGACGAUGACAAGACUGACCACCUGUCCUGGGAGUGGAACCUGACCAUCAAGAAGGAUUGGAAGGACUAGGCCUCCCGUGCCAACCCCAGAGCCAAUCAGACCGUGGCUACGGUAGAACCCCCCUGUACCAAAGUGCUGACAUCGGAGCCCCUCCCUCCUUUUAAGUUGCCCAGAGCACUCUGCCCUACCCCGUCCCGAUCUCUCCCCAGAGAACCGCUGAACAGAACCCACCAGCCCCCAUGUCUGUCUCUGCCCCAGGCCGGAGGUGGGAGCUCCCCACCCUCCCAUCGCCCUGCUGCUGCUCCUGACAAACCCCAGGCAGGUGCGGAUGGGGAGGGAGGGCCCCUGCGUCCCAUGAGCAAGAGGCUUUUCCAAGUGCUGCUACUCAUGGGCCAGGGUUGUUGGUGCCUCCCCAGUGGCCAAGGAAAUCAUGAUGCCAAGCAGCCGUUGACCCCUCUGUGAGCUAAAAUCAUGUCUGUGGCCUGCCCGUCCUGCGCUGCUGCGUCCUGAGGAUGCCGGUGGCUCCAUCUGUGGCUGUCCCCUGCAACCAUGAUGCCUUAAUGUGUAACGUGCAUCCUCAAGGGAGGGGGUCCUGCUCUUGUUACACUUUUUAAACGCCUGCCCCAGUGUCUGUCUGCAUGAUGCCCUUGCCCGUCAUGCCCCGAGUCCCUCUUCAGGUGGCUCCUGGCUUGGACCCAUUCUCCUCCUAAGAUCCCCUCCAAGAGGGGGAGGCUGUUGGAGGUCCCAGAUGCUCCCAGCCAGCUGCCCCACGUUGUCCAGAGCAUGGCCCGGCAGAGGCUCCCAGGCCUGCUAGCACAGCGCUCUGCUCAGCCCUGCCCUGCCUGGUGCAGCCCCAGCCCCUCGGUGGGCCUGAAGGGGCAGCUGGACAGGCGCUGGUGCUGCUGUCACCUCCUACUUCCACUCCAGCCAGGAAGGGCUGCAGAGCUCAGAUGCCCCAGCAGCCUCUGCCCCUCUUGGUUUGGUUCCAGGCUGGAAGAUGGACUCGUCCCAUUCUGCAGCUGCUUCCAUAACUCAUGAGAGCCCCCAGCUUGCAAUGGACGCAGGUUCCAGAGUGGUGAAUGCCUUACGUAUCUGUUCUGCCUUUGAGACUCGUGCCUGGCCUGUCAGUAUUUAUUGCCUUGACAAGUAGACUCCUUUCCCCGCUCCCCUCUGUGUCCCAGAGCAGCUCCCCCCGGCCCCUUGCAGCACUGUCUCCAUCCCGACCACCCCCAGGCCCUGUGGCCAGGGGGCUCGUGCCCCCCGGCUACUGGACAGGCGCGUUCCAGCUCGCACCUCUCGCCGGGUGCUUUAACACAGAGGUUGUACCAGAACUGGGACCAAGUACGUGUGGUUUUCUCGUAGCUACAGUCUCCUGCCUCUAGCUCCUCCCCCUCCCUCUAGAGCUAGGUUUUGUUCAUUGGAUCUGGUGCAUCUUGUCUGUAAAUCCCUGACCCGGAUUAACAGGUUGGAAUUGUCAUCGGCUUCCCCUUUUAUGACAGUUAAAUAAAGCCUUCAAACUGAC